GAGCCACUAGAGGCUGAGCCGUCGAGUGGCGUCGAGUGUCGAUCGGAUGUCCGCGGAGGGCGGCGGCUAUUCGCCGUGUCCGGCGGAGGCGCUGCCGGAGCUGAGCGCGGCCGAGCUGGCGAUGAGCUUGUCGCCCAAGUCGGCGCUGCUGCAGCAGAACCUCUCCCAGCUCCAGCUGCAGCAUUCCACCCCGUUUUCCGUGACCGAUAUCCUGUCGCCGAUCGAGGAGUACCGCAAAUUGGAGUUGGCUAACAACCCGCCGUCCCCGUACAGAUCAAAUUCAUCGGGUAGCAGCAUCAACUCGCCACUGGGGCCAGCGGCCUCGUGCGGGAUGGCUGCGAACCCGUACGCCGUGCCCCUCUAUGGGGGCGCGCCCGUGCAGGGCUACGGCUGCGCGCCGGCCGACCUGCCCCACUACGGGGACAUGCGGGGCGCGAGCUGGUACCCAGCGUCCAAUGACCCCAGGUUUGCCAUUUCCAGGCUCAUGACGUCCACAUCCGGCGGCAUGGGGCACGUGAACAACAUGGGCGGGCUGGCCGCGUGCGCCGGCCCUGAUGCGAAGCCCAUGCAGUUCCCUUUGGCCCAGCGUCGCAAGCGGAGAGUGCUGUUUACACAAGCUCAGGUUUACGAAUUGGAGAGGCGGUUUAAGCAGCAGAAGUACCUGUCGGCGCCCGAGCGGGAGCACCUCGCGUCACUCAUCCACCUCACACCCACUCAGGUCAAAAUAUGGUUUCAAAAUCAUCGUUAUAAAUGUAAGAGACAGGCGAAAGAGAAGGCCAUGGCGGAACAAAACCAGCACAAUCAGUCAUCAUCAUCACCGCGGCGGGUGGCCGUGCCCGUCCUGGUGAAGGACGGGAAACCUUGCGGCUCGGGCGAGUCCUCCUCUCCCGCGCACAGUCACUGCGCCACGCCGACCUCCGGUUACUCCGCGCCGCAGCCCUCGCAGGCCGCCUGCAGCAACCCCCUGGUGUCCUCCUACCGCCAGCCCACCGCCUACCAGCAGCAAUGCUCCGGCUACCUACCCCUCCAAGGCAGGGCCUGGUAGAAAUUCCCACAGCUUUACCAUGAGACAAUGUUCAAGGAAGAGAUGUACUUUGAUUAGAUGCGCCCAUGAUCAGUUGUCUGUGACGGUUGCCUAAAUCUCCCGUUCUGUAAGAUUCCAAUUUCGUUUUGGGAUUCGUUGCGAUCUGUCUCUUUUAGGAACAUUGUCACUGGUAAAGCGUCGGGAUAGCGACCCAGAGUGAGUGAUAGAAAUAGUGGACAUUAUGUGGACUUACAAAAGUGAAACCUUAUCGAUACUAACGUAUCCGGAGGAGGGUAUUUGUAAAUACUAAUAGAUAAGCACAAUUAAGGAUUUGACGUAAAACUUUAAUUUCCCGAUUCCUUUACUGUAAUAGAUCGUUUGUUUUCAACCCAUAUUAACAGUAUACGUAGCUAUGGAAAUACUGCAGCUUGCGAUAUCAGAUUUUCAGCAAUUGUAAAUAACAAGGUAGUUAAUUGUUGUGUGAAUAGUAUAAUUUAUGAUUUACGGUCAGUGUUUUGUGCGUGUGUAGAUAGAUUUGUGUAAAUACGUAGCUAACAUUAUUGAUAGAUCAAUAUUUUAACAUCUUGUUUAAGAUUAUGUCAUACGUACAAUUCUAAUACAUAUUUCACUAUCAGAAAUGAGAAAAGUUGAAAAUAUGACAUUUCUGAUACUUUGACAUUGUGAGUUUCAACUGCAAACGGAU
Messenger RNA from Zerene cesonia (dogface butterfly), 1727 nucleotides. Its product is annotated as homeobox protein Nkx-2.4-like. Gene Ontology annotation, molecular function: DNA-binding transcription factor activity, RNA polymerase II-specific; RNA polymerase II cis-regulatory region sequence-specific DNA binding. The record is from RefSeq and is a predicted model, not a curated record. Gene Ontology annotation, cellular component: nucleus. The transcript has 6 exons. Lineage: Eukaryota; Metazoa; Arthropoda; Insecta; Lepidoptera; Pieridae. Gene Ontology annotation, biological process: regulation of transcription by RNA polymerase II; cell differentiation. Bases 47 to 1045 code for a protein of 332 amino acids.